AUGGCCGCUGCUACAAGCGCCGCAGCACCCUCGCGCCGCCACUUUUCCACCACUCGCGCACACAGGGACGCACCACCCAAAUCGCCCUUUCAAGCCUUUAUCGACACGCUUCGAGAAGAGCUGCGCAAAUCUCAAGAUAUGCAGGACAAUAUUCGACAAUUGUCUGGCGAAGCUGGCAAGAUGCAGGAUAGCGAGACGAUGAAGAGGAUGAGGGAAGUGUACGAGAGGGCUAGAAUCGUCACCAGCUUAAAGGAGAAUCCUAGAUUGAUGAGGGCCGCUGAAACCUUGAGAAAGAAUGGUGGUCACGUGGGCGAAGCUGUCAACGCCACGCUCAAGCAAAUGGAAGAGAGCGAACUGAUCAAAGGGCUCGGUGCGGUCUCUUCUCGACUAGCACGUCAGCUGGCAGACAGUACAGCGCCCGUGCGCAAUACGGAAGCCUACAAGGCAUUCUCGGCCACGCUGAUCGAAGCGUUCGACGAUGGAGGUUCAUCCUUGCGCCUCUACUCCAACGACGAAGCGGAUGCGAGGCUAGCCAGGCGCAUUCGAAGGGAAGCACGAUUGAGAAAGAUUGGAAGGUUAGCCCCGCUGCUGGAUCCCGAAGAUGCUGCUGCUGGUGCUGCUGCUGCCAAGGCGACGGACGAUCCCUUGGUCAAGGCGGAAGCGGCAGGUGCUGCGGCCGGUGCAGCAGGCGCUGCUCAGGCCCGAGCUCAAGACGCUGCUGGUGCCGGUGCUGAACAAGGCAGCGCAGAAGCGACAUCGGACCAAUCCCCUCCAACGAGCGACAGCAGCAGCAGCAGCAGCAGCAGCAGCAAAGCAAAGCCCAAACCUCGCGGCUAUGCCGUGCGUGUGCGUGGCAUUGCGGAAAAUCCAAACGCGGGCGAAGCGUUGGUGCUGCGCCAAGAAGCUGGCUUUAAACGAGCAUGGUCCGAUUUCAAGGAUUCCAAUUUCCUCUUUCGCAAGAUGGGCGAAGCUCGAGAGGCUUACGACGAGUCUGAGAAUCCAUUCGUCGAGAGGCUCCGGGGCAUCACGGAAACGGUGGGGGGAUGGUUUGCGGAGAAUGAGACGGCUAGAGUGGUGGGCGCCUUCAAGAUGAUGGAGCCUUCCUUCACGCUGGACGCCUUUACGCGCGAACUGAGGGAAUACGUCAUUCCGGAAAUCAUCGACUCGUACCACUCCGCCAGCAGGGGUCUGCUACGACAGUGGUGCGGAGAAGCGACGUUCAAUGUGCUCAUGGCCACCGUCGAUCCUUACGUUCAAAAGGGCGCCAUCGCAAACGGCAGACUGCUGGAUCUAAAGAAUGUGGACAUUCUGCAAGCCAAAAUGUUGGAGAACAAUGUGCCUGUCCUCAUCGUCAGCUUUUCGACGCAGGAACUCAUGUACUUUAAGGAUGCCAAGACGGGAGAGAUUGUGGCGGGAAGCGAGGAGAGGACGGAUAGCUGUCGGUAUGCCAUGGUGCUCACGCGAGUCGACGAGGAGAUGCACAACGAAAUAACGGGAGGAUGGAAGGUGGUAGAGCUUGCAAGACGAGGCCAAGCAGCGUUCCUGUAG
Ceraceosorus guamensis is the source of this 1548-nucleotide messenger RNA. RefSeq names its product Tim44-domain-containing protein. Gene Ontology annotation, biological process: protein import into mitochondrial matrix. NCBI's taxonomy places the organism in Eukaryota, Fungi, Basidiomycota, Exobasidiomycetes, Ceraceosorales, Ceraceosoraceae. Bases 1 to 1548 code for a protein of 515 amino acids. Gene Ontology annotation, molecular function: protein-folding chaperone binding. Gene Ontology annotation, cellular component: mitochondrial inner membrane. The record is from RefSeq and is a predicted model, not a curated record. The transcript has 3 exons.